Kazachstania africana CBS 2517 is the source of this 2496-nucleotide messenger RNA. It is a transcript of the gene VTC5, whose product is annotated as Vtc5p. Gene Ontology annotation, cellular component: vacuolar transporter chaperone complex; fungal-type vacuole membrane. Gene Ontology annotation, biological process: microautophagy; polyphosphate metabolic process; vacuolar transport. The coding region runs from base 1 to 2496 and encodes 831 amino acids. The record is from RefSeq and is a predicted model, not a curated record. NCBI's taxonomy places the organism in Eukaryota, Fungi, Ascomycota, Saccharomycetes, Saccharomycetales, Saccharomycetaceae. The transcript has a single exon.
AUGAAGUUUGGCGAACAAAUUUUAGACAAAUCCGUACCAGAAUGGAAAUACAACAACAUCAACUAUGGAAAGCUAAAAAUUGCAAUAAAAGAGGCCACCUCUAUUUACACAAACGAAGAUGAAAACCAACGAUAUCUUUCACGAUGUACUGCCCUAUUUAUUGAGGAAUUCAAUACCGUAAACACGUUCACAUGUUUCAAAAUAAAAGAAAUAUCCUCCAGAAUUCUUUCUAUAGAAUCCUCGAUCAUCAGGUACUCAGAACAGAGCGCCAUUGACCAGCGUAACGAUGAGAAAACAGCAAACAACUACAAUAAAAGGCUGUUGCUGAUCAGAAGAAGAGUUAAAAAAUGUAGUAUAGAACUAAAAAUGUUAUCAAGAUACUUAAUUCUUCAACGAGUGGCUACUCGCAGAUUAUUUGAGAAAUUCACUGGACUACAUCCAAAGGGCAAAGAGACCGCUAAAGAAUACAUCGCAAACACUCUGGAAAAUUCAGAGACUCUAAAAGUUGGCUAUGAAGGAAUUUCUUUCAUGUCCCUAGACCUUGAACCCUAUUUGCUCGAAAUCUCGCUAAUUCUUGACGUUCUCGACAAUUUAAAGGCAGAAUCAUCUGAUCCUUCCCUAAUGAAACAAGAAAUGGCUGCUAGUUAUAAAGGAGGAACUUACGGUAAUUUGGCUCCCACUGAAAAUAUUAGCGAAAAAGUUUUGCAUUCAACACUAGAAUUUGACACUGCCUUUCUAAACGAAUGUGUGGACCUUGGUAGAUUUAUUUUAUCUUCUGAAAGUACUUCAGAGUUUAAAUUCAUUUUGCUCUCAAAUAAAUUUCAAUUACUAAAUGAUGACCUCAUGAUAACAUCGAAAGAUAUUGUCCGAAGUUCUGAGAUCAGAAAUACCUUGUCCCAUCAAAAAUCUUCUAAAUCAUUGAAAUCUGUUCAUGAUCUUUUGAAUAUACCGUCCUUUUCCUCCUUUUCAUCAUUCAUUGAACCCCAAAACGAAAUUGUGGGGACAAGCUGCCCAAAAAAUUCCUUUACUCGUUCAACUAUCAGUCUAACACUAUUAAGGACAAAAAAUCUUGACGAGGAUCUAACAACCGUUUUUGAAUCUGAUGAUAAUGUAAAUCAACAUCCGGACAUUCUUCUCACAAAUCUAGACUCAUCUCAGACAGUUUUAAUGUGUCAUGUUGGGGGUAUUAGAGAUCACGUAGUUUCAAAUACAUUAUCAGAGAAUCAGAUACUAAAUUCAAUCAAUAAAAAGGAAGCCGAUAACAUUUUAAAGGACAAUAAGUCGGCUUUAGACAAGUUGGUAGUAGAUUGGCUUCAAUCUCACGACGCUAGAUUGGCUUCUCCAACUAUUACGUUUAAGCGCACAAGGUUCUUCCAACAAAGCCAAAAUUUUACUUAUUUACUUACUUUAGAUGAAGAUAUAUCAAUUGAAAAUGAAUGCCAUCUGCCUCAUUCGAUAUUCGAUAUCAAAAGAAUCAAAACAAAUAGUGAUAAUAACUCAAAAAGUGAUCUCACAUUCAUGUCAUUUUGUGAAUUACUAGUGGAAAAUAAGGUUCAAUGUUAUCCAUUAGACCAUACUCUUACAAUGUGGAAUUUCUGUCUUGCUCUCAAAAAUAGUGCCAAUAUUGAUGACGAUUUCAAACGGUCUGCGUUGAAGCAUGAUACCACGAUGAGUCCACAGGAUACGCCGUCAUAUGACGAGUUCUUUGACCUCGGCAGGAGUAAGUUGACGGAGCUCUGCUCUUCCUCCUUCAGAUUAGCACUUCAUAGUAGAGAUAGAUAUGGGUCUAGCAACAAUCUCACUCCUCAUAGGCAAAACGUUCCCGCAGAAAACAAGAAUAUUAACAAAAAUUCUGAUCAAAACCGAAUAAGAUAUUGGAAUGAGUUUGAUGCGUACGAUGCCAAUACCAAUGAGAACUCAUUUUAUACAAACGACGAAGAAGAAAAUCUAACUUUAACAAAUCGAAAUGAUAGUGCAUUUGUUAACUUCAAUAAAGAUACAAUUAACUAUAUUUUCCAUAUUUCUGAAAGAUUACGCGAGCUCUUACAUCUUCCAACACAGAAAACGACGGCUACAUUAUAUGGAUCAAUGGGUAUGACAGCGGCCAGUGAUGAGGAACUUCAACAACUGAGAAGAUACGAGACAGAAGACAUUAGCGAUACAGAAUCAGUUUACGAAUAUAAACACGACGAAAUUAUCUCGCUUUUGUACCUAUCAGCACUAGUAAUUUCAUGCAUUACCUCAGGCCUCUGUUUAGGCAUUAUAUUGGCGUUAUUUAAAGAAGAAUUGAAUAAUAUUCACAUUGAAAAUAUCAAUUUUUUAAUCUUUGUCCUGAUUGCAUCCCUAAUCGUGUCAUUAUCUUUGAUCACCUUCAGUAUCCUAUUGCUCUUUAGCAGGCUUAGUCUUGCGCCGAUUUGGCAUUAUAUUGUUGGCUUCUUCAUGUUUUUUGUAGUAACGUGUACUGUCUGCUACGGCAUCGUAGAAAUUUUUUAUUAA